Nanorana parkeri is the source of this 415-nucleotide messenger RNA. Its product is annotated as mitochondrial cardiolipin hydrolase-like. Gene Ontology annotation, cellular component: mitochondrion. The record is from RefSeq and is a predicted model, not a curated record. Gene Ontology annotation, biological process: piRNA processing. The annotation marks the transcript as partial. Gene Ontology annotation, molecular function: RNA endonuclease activity producing 5'-phosphomonoesters, hydrolytic mechanism. NCBI's taxonomy places the organism in Eukaryota, Metazoa, Chordata, Amphibia, Anura, Dicroglossidae. The transcript has 2 exons.
AUGGAGGGUUGGGAAGGUCUGGCAGAUGAUGGAGGGUCCACGAGGUCAGGCCUGGUAGAUGGUGCUGGGUCCAAGCGGUCAGGCCUGGUGGAUGGUGCUGGGUCCAAGAGGCGGCGGGGGAUUGUGAGGGAGGUUCUGUUCUUCCCGGAGCCAUUGACGUGCACCGAGGAGGUUUUGAGCCCCGGACUGCGGUGCAUGUGCCCCCUACCUCACAAGAACAGCGCCCUGCAAAGGCUCAUGAGGCGCCUGCUGGAGGCCCGGAGCAGCGUGGCCCUCUGUGUCUUCACCUUCUCCUGCCCGCCGCUGGCCCGGGCCGUCCUAAUGCUCCACAACCGAGGAGUCCGCGUCAGAGUCAUCACCGACAGAGACUACAUAGCGGCCCCCGGCUCACAGAUCGGAGCCCUGCGCAAGGAAG